AUGCUUCUUCUGAAAACUGCUGCUUUGUGCGCUUUCGUCAAUAUCUGCACCUUUCAGUACAUCCCAUUGAGCAUAGUGAUAAUUCGACCAAGUCGAUUUAUCAAGCUCGACACAAAGAUAGAGGAGGGUCUACGCAGUGCUAUCCAUAAUCUCUCGAAAAUAGUAUCUAUCCUGGAUUACGGACAAAGAAAAAUCACUCGAGGACGUAUUUUAAAGUGCUUACCCACAUUCAAGGACAUCGAAUCGGUGGAAGUUACAGAGAAUGGAGUUGACAGAAUCAUGCUCUUCGAGAGGUUUACUCUUGCAACCAGGGGUUUCGUGAUACUAUUACAGAACGAUAAGAAGAAGUGCAGGAAACCGACAACAUUAGCCUCAGCUAAGCCUUGUGGAGUUGACAGCAAACGUCCACUUAUGGGCCUUUUGAACGUAUGCACUGGAAGAAGGUGGAGUCGUUUCUUCGCUGGAGUGGACCUCUUCAGACAUGAGCUUCUGCAUAGCCUGGGCUUUGGCAUGAUUCUUCCAGCCACAUCCUACCAGAGGGGCCCACACAGUGUGAUAUAUAACUGGACACAUCCAUGGAGUAUGACUUCAAAAAGUCUUGCAAAACGUCAAUUCCUUGAUUUCUCUGGGAAAGCACUGAGAGAAGCCAGGAUGCAUUUUGGAUGUGACACACUCGCUGGGAUUGAAGCCGAUACGGCCAAUAAAAUUCAUCUCAACGAGUACAUCUAUGGGAACGAGCUAAUGACACCAAAUCUCUCAAAUGUGUCCAAUCCGUUCUCUUACAUCAGUGCUGCAAUCCUAGAGGAAACAUAUCUCGGAGACAAGCAAUGGUACCGUAUAAACCGUUUGGCUAUUCGCGCUGAACACGAUGCACUGUGGUACGGUAAAGGAUGGGGUUGCACUUUCGCCGAGCGAAGCUGUUUCGAAUUUAUUGCAGAGCGUCUCAGAACAGGAAGAUCAACAUUUCCUUUUUGCUCACAGCGGGAUUAUGAGCAGGAUCGGCAAACCAAGUAUAAGGUGAAGCUUUCGUCUGGUCAAGUGAAGUCAUACAAGGAAAGUUGUUGGUUAGCAGAUGUACGCAGGGACAUCGCUGAUAACGGACUAUUGGCAUACACUUUGUCCGAAAAAUCGUACUCUUCUCUUAACCACCGUAUUGGCUCCACCGCUGCUUUCAGAUUUUGCCCAGUAGCAUCGGUAACACUGUCUGGUAUCAUACGCUAG
Molecule: messenger RNA, 1221 nt
Organism: Cylicocyclus nassatus
Lineage: Eukaryota; Metazoa; Nematoda; Chromadorea; Rhabditida; Strongylidae
Source: the annotation of a GenBank genome assembly